Drosophila albomicans is the source of this 1974-nucleotide messenger RNA. RefSeq names its product 1-acylglycerol-3-phosphate O-acyltransferase Pnpla3 (gene bmm). The transcript has 7 exons. Gene Ontology annotation, biological process: triglyceride catabolic process; lipid homeostasis. Gene Ontology annotation, molecular function: triacylglycerol lipase activity. The coding region runs from base 212 to 1789 and encodes 525 amino acids. The record is from RefSeq and is a predicted model, not a curated record. NCBI's taxonomy places the organism in Eukaryota, Metazoa, Arthropoda, Insecta, Diptera, Drosophilidae. Gene Ontology annotation, cellular component: cytoplasm; lipid droplet; membrane.
CUCAUAAGCAAGCAGCUGUAACGGUUCGUGUUUUCUGCAUUAAAGCAAGAAUAAAAACGAAUAAAUCGCUAAUAAAUAAUUGAACGAUAAGCAACACAUUAAAAGUGAAAAAAUCUAUAAUUUCGUUUUUAAAAAUUAUUGAAUUUGAAAGAAAACUUUUAUUAAUUAAACUCGAUUUGAUAGAAAGGUGUACAAAAGUGAUAAUUGAAAAAUGAAUUUAUCAUUUGCUGGUUGUGGAUUUCUGGGAAUUUACCAUGUCGGAGUUGCAGUUUCCUUCAAGAAAUACGCGCCACACUUGCUGCUGGAGAAGAUUUCAGGCGCUUCCGCGGGCUCCUUAGCAGCCUGUUGUCUGCUCUGCGAUUUGCCUUUAGGAAGCAUGACAUCGGAUUUUUUCCGGGUGGUCAACGAAGCACGCCGCUACUCGCUGGGACCAUUCAGUCCCUCGUUUAACAUACAAACCUCAUUGCUUGAGGGCCUACAGAAGCAUCUACCUGAGGAUGCCCACAAGCGUGUUAAUGGACGGCUUCAUAUAUCGUUGACACGCGUUUAUGAUGGCAAAAACGUCAUCAUAUCCGAGUUUGAGUCGCGUCAAGAAGUCUUGGAUGCACUGAUGUGCGCUUGUUUUAUACCUGGAUUUUCGGGAAUUUUGCCACCUCGUUUUCGUGGUGUGCGUUACAUGGACGGUGCCUUUUCAGACAAUUUGCCAAUUUUGGAUGAGAACACGAUUACAGUGAGUCCCUUUUGCGGCGAGAGUGAUAUUUGUCCACGCGACCAGAGCUCACAGUUAUUCCACAUUAACUGGGCCAACACAAGUGUAGAAAUCUCAAGGCAAAAUGCGAGCCGGUUCGUUCGCAUUUUCUUCCCGCCACGACCAGAGUUUCUCUCGAAAUUCUGCCAGCAGGGUUUCGAUGAUGCAUUGCAAUUCCUGCAUCGCAACAAUCUUAUCAAUUGCCGUCGUUGCAUCGCCGUUCAGUCCACGUAUGUUGUCUCGGAGACCGUCAACACCGACGAUUUUGAAGCCGAGUGUGACGAAUGCAAGAAACACAGAAACGAUGCCUUAGGAUCACCCUUACCGGAGACUGUGUUGAAUGUGAUACAAGAAUGCAUUGAGCAGGCUAACAAGGGUUUAGCCAAUUGGAUAUUCAAGCAUCGUGGCAUUAAAUUACUCUCAAUGCCAGCCACUGUGCCAAUGGACUUUCUUUUGGCGACAAUUAUGAAAAUCUCCACACUAACUCCAAAAGUGACGAAACAAAUGCGUCAGCUCAUCGAAGAAUUGCUUGUUCAACUCAACAACACCAUGCAACUGCGUUUGCUCGAUAAAUUUACACUUUACGAUCAGCCACAUUUUGAUGCAACUGGUCUGUUUAACUCCGAUCAUCUGUAUGGUACAAAAGUCUCACUUCUUAUCGAUCAAUGCGGGGCUAAACCUCUUAAAGGCGAUGUUAAGCAAGUCGCUAAGAUGACGCACAAUGAAGCACUCUAUGCAUAUUAUUACACAGACGAUAAUACGAAUAAAGUCAAAGUGACUGAGAUAUUUGAUUUUGAUGACAUUGCGAAUGAGGAGCAUCAGCCAAAUUCAUUACGCUCGAUUGAAGAUCAUUCGAGUGGGCAUCAGCAUUAUCACAAUGAGUGGAAUUGCAUCGAGUCUGACUUUUUCAUAGACGAACAAACGCCCAACGAACUGCAGCCUUCUGCAAACGAUCUUGAAUCCACACAAAACAAUUCAUCCAAGCUCAGUUAUGCUGAGGAUAAUCAACGCUUAAGUGAUGUGCGCAUAGAGAUUGAAUGAAAAGUGCUUUAGGAUUAUAUUAUUAUUAUAAUAUAAGGAUUUGAACUGAAACGACACCAAAGUGGCUUGUAGCCUUUAAUCUAACUAGAUUAUCGAUUAUGUACCUUACUUUAAGUUAAGUUAUAUUAAUUUGUAUAUCUAAAGUGACAAGUAUUUUUAAGUAGUAAAUAAAAAACAUCCGAUAA